This is a messenger RNA of Miscanthus lutarioriparius, 447 nucleotides long. NCBI's taxonomy places the organism in Eukaryota, Viridiplantae, Streptophyta, Magnoliopsida, Poales, Poaceae. The record is from the annotation of a GenBank genome assembly.
AUGGUGGAGGAGGCGGGCGACAGGACGCAGUCGCAAAUGCGGCUCAACCACGCGGCGGCGGAAGGCGACGCCCGCCUCCCGCCGCCGGCCUUACUCGGCGGGGCGUCACGGCUCCACGCCGUCGACCAGGUCCGUCCGUUCCCGCGUCUCCUCCUGGGCCGCUUCCUACUUUCUCCGGAAUCUCAUCUCGCAAGGCACCGCCCUUGGCCGAUCGCCGCACGUUUCCGCGCCGGUUUCAGUUUCGGCUUCUCGGCGUCGUCUUCCUCGUGCCUCACGCGCUCGCCGCGCAGGCAGCACCUCGCUUGCCUUUUCUGCACUCGGCUGGCAUCGAUAUACUCCCCCUCCAGGAUAGGCACGGGCAGUCCCGCGAGGUUGUUCUGUGAGCGGCGGAUUCCGAUUGCUCGCCAUUGGGGUGGCUCCGUCUGGUGCCGUCCGGUGCUCCGGUGA